GAUACGAGUCAUCCGAUAAACUCAAAAGUCGGUGAGGAGUGAGGAUCACGCGCAGGCUUUGCGACGAGCCAGCGAAACCACUGCAAGCUCAACAGCCGGCGCGAGAGUGAGCGAGAGAGAGGAAUGUGGCGAAGGAGCUGUUGUACCAGCAGCAACAGUGCCUGUGUUGCCACACGCACCUUGAAGGAGAAGAAAUGGGACGCUUUGGUGAUCGGCGGUGGUCACAACGGCCUAACGGCCGCCGCCUACUUGGCCCGCUCCGGCCUCUCUGUGGCCGUCCUGGAGCGCCGUCACGUCAUCGGUGGCGCGGCCGUCACUGAAGAACUCAUUCCUGGCUUCAAGUUCUCCCGCUGUAGCUACCUCCAGAGCCUCCUUCGCCCUUCUGUCAUCAGGGAGCUAGAAUUAGCGAGGCAUGGAUUAAAGUUGCUCAAGAGGAAUCCUUCAUCAUUUACGCCUUGUCUCGAUGGACGUCAUCUGCUUCUAGGGCCUGAUAAAGACCUUACUUGUUCCGAGAUUUCAAAGUUCUCUAAACUCGACGCCGAUGCUUAUCCCAGAUAUGAGAAUCAGCUUGAGAACUUUUGUAAAUUCAUGGACUCACUUUUGGAUUCACCUCCUCCUGAAAUAUUGCAAGACAUUUAUUCAUUUAGUGAUCGGCUAAUGAAUAAAUUACAGAGAUCAGCUUAUUGGGCUCAUUGUCUGCGACAAGCUUUCUCCUUGGGGCAGAAAGACAUGGUGGACUUUAUGGACCUUCUAUUUUCCCCAGCAUCGAAGGUUUUGAAUAACUGGUUUGAGACAGAUGUUCUCAAAGCAACUCUUGCAACAGAUGCUGUGAUUGGUACAAUGGCUAGUGUCCACACGUCGGGGAGUGGAUAUGUUCUGCUACACCAUGUGAUGGGAGAAACUGAUGGGGAUCGUGGUAUUUGGUCGUAUGUUGAAGGUGGGAUGGGUUCAGUAUCUUUGGCUAUUUCCAAUGCUGCUAGUGAAGCUGGGGCCAAUAUUGUAACAAAUGCAGAGGUUUCACAGUUGAUGAUUGAGAACUUUGGAACUGUUAAUGGGGUAUUGCUGGCUGAUGGGACAUGGGUGCAUUCUUCGGUUGUUUUGUCAAAUGCAACCCCUUAUAGAACUUUCAUGGAGCUGGUGCCUGAGAGUGCUCUUCCUGAUGAUUUUCUUCGUGCUAUUAAGCACUCUGACUAUGGAUCUGGAACUACAAAAAUUAACCUAGCGGUUGACAAAUUGCCACAGUUUCAGUGCUGCAAGUUUAGUCAUCCUGAGGCAGGUCCUCAGCAUAUGGGUACCAUUCACAUUGGUUCUGAGAGUAUGGAGGAGAUUGAUUCAGCUUGCCAAGAUGCUUUGAAUGGGUUACCAUCACGAAGACCAAUUAUUGAGAUGACAAUUCCUUCUGUAUUGGACAAGACCAUUUCCCCACCAGGCAAGCAUGUGAUUAACCUGUUUAUUCAGUACACCCCUUACAAACCCUCUGGAGGUAGCUGGGAGGAUACUGCAUAUCGAGAAUCAUUUGCAGAAAGAUGUUUCAGCCUGAUCGAUGAAUAUGCCCCAGGCUUUAGUUCAUCAAUCAUUGGCUACGACAUGCUGGCUCCACCAGAUCUUGAGAGGGAGUUUGGUCUCACAGGGGGGAAUAUCUUUCACGGUGCUAUGGGAUUGGAUUCUCUCUUCCUCAUGCGACCUGUAAAAGGAUGGUCAAAUUAUAGAACACCACUGCAAGGGCUUUAUUUGUGCGGGAGCGGUGCUCAUCCAGGUGGUGGCGUGAUGGGUGCGCCUGGACGCAACGCUGCUCAAGUGGUUCUGCAGGAUCUUAAGAAGAAAUUGAGCUGAUUGGCAUAGUUUUACAGGUCCUAAAUUCAGUUCAACACCAGUUUUAAGUGCUUUUGUUGACUCUGCGUGUGCUGUUCCUCCAAAAAAGUUUGUGCCAAGGGAUUGUGAAAAUUCAUCAGGAAGACAUGCAGGCUACCGUUGGGCUGCCCAGUGGCCUGAGUUCCAAUUGCUAGGCUGGCUUUCCGGGACAAACAAAAUAUGUUGGGGAUGCCCCAUUAUUAGUCCACAAGGCAUUUUAAGAAAGAACAGAACUGACUCGGCCUUGGCAUGAAACAUAUUGGCCAUGACCCUACAUCUUAUUUCUCUUCUUCUUUCCACUCUUAAACCAAACAAUAUAGAUUUUAUUUUUAAUUUGAUUUCAUUUUGUCCUUCAA
This is a messenger RNA of Malania oleifera, 2207 nucleotides long. RefSeq lists its product as uncharacterized. The transcript is spliced from 16 exons. Gene Ontology annotation, molecular function: oxidoreductase activity. The record is from RefSeq and is a predicted model, not a curated record. The coding region runs from base 124 to 1833 and encodes 569 amino acids. Lineage: Eukaryota; Viridiplantae; Streptophyta; Magnoliopsida; Santalales; Ximeniaceae.